UGCACGGCCAUGGCGGAUGCCCGAAACGGUGGGGGAAGUGACGUGGACAAGGGCGCGCUGAGCCCAGGUGUCGCUGGAGUUAUCCGCAGCGCGCUGCGGACAUCCCUUCGAUCCCUCGCACCAAAGCUGGCUCGAUAUCGUCCACUUUUUCGGCCUCCUCGAGUACCCGUGAAGGAAGGCACAGCCAUGUUCCACGGGGUGCUGGAAGCAGCGCAUCAUCAGGCUGUGCACAGCGCACCCGAACAUGAAAAGGGAUACCUUCGACAACGUUUGGUGGCUCAAGCACCCGGGCUUUUUCGCACUGCUGCAUUGGGAUUCGCAAUGUGGACUGCAUACGACGUUGCUAUCGAGCACUUGUCGGAGAGUCGACGUGCAGACAAGUCUCUAGGUUCGACCGCCGUCUUCUCGAUGAUUGCUGGCGGUUCAGCUGGGGCUCUUCACGGGUGCCUCACUGGCGUCACGGACAAGUACUUCCACCAGCACGAUGGUCCGCACCGACCGCGUGGCGUCGCCAUCAGCCAUGGGGUAUCCCACAUGGGCAUGUUCGCGUCGUACGAAACGAUCAAGGCGUACCUGGUCGAUUAUCACGAGUGGCAUGCCACGUCGGCCAUCGUCGCAGCCGGAGCCGUGUCAGGCAUCGUGGUUGAUCUGGUAUCGCACGCCACGGCGCCGUUCGAGCGCCAUGACUUUGCGGACGCGUGGCGACAUUUGAAACAUGUGAAGAUGCCGCCCCUGGCCGAAUUGGCUAUCUCCGCCGGGGCCACCGUCGUGGGUUGGAUCGCGUUCGAAAAGGCAAAAAACGUACAAAUGGACCAUCAUGCUCCAUGACGCCCGAGCGAACUGGGCCACCACCGCGGCGACGAGGCUUGUUCAGCGUCGUCACAUUCCCCACAAGUCCAAUGCUCCUUUCACGAAACCAUCCG
Messenger RNA from Aphanomyces invadans, 923 nucleotides. RefSeq lists its product as hypothetical. The transcript has 7 exons. Lineage: Eukaryota; Oomycota; Saprolegniomycetes; Saprolegniales; Verrucalvaceae. The record is from RefSeq and is a predicted model, not a curated record. Bases 10 to 828 code for a protein of 272 amino acids.